Molecule: messenger RNA, 3145 nt
Organism: Grammomys surdaster
Lineage: Eukaryota; Metazoa; Chordata; Mammalia; Rodentia; Muridae
Gene: Usp5
Product: ubiquitin specific peptidase 5
Exons: 20
Coding region: 89-2596 (835 amino acids)
Biological process (GO): protein deubiquitination
Molecular function (GO): protein binding; zinc ion binding; cysteine-type deubiquitinase activity
Source: RefSeq, a predicted model, not a curated record
GACUCGCGCUCAUUGGACGCGAGAGCAGGAGGGGCGGGUACUAGGUACAGUGGGAGCUGCUGUGUGAGGAGGAGCUGCUGCCGGUGUCAUGGCGGAGCUGAGUGAAGAGGCGCUGCUGUCAGUGUUACCGACGAUCCGUGUCCCCAAGGCGGGAGACCGGGUCCACAAAGACGAGUGCGCUUUCUCUUUCGACACGCCGGAGUCUGAGGGUGGCCUCUAUAUCUGCAUGAACACAUUCCUGGGAUUUGGGAAGCAGUAUGUGGAGAGACAUUUCAACAAGACAGGCCAGCGUGUCUACCUGCACCUCCGGAGGACCCGGCGACCGAAAGAAGAGGACACCAGUGCAGGCACUGGGGACCCACCUCGGAAGAAGCCCACCCGGCUGGCUAUUGGUGUUGAAGGUGGGUUUGACCUCACCGAGGACAAGUUUGAAUAUGAUGAGGAUGUGAAGAUUGUCAUUUUGCCAGAUUACCUGGAGAUCGCUCGGGAUGGGUUGGGGGGACUUCCCGACAUUGUCAGAGAUCGGGUGACCAGUGCGGUAGAAGCUCUGCUUUCAGCUGAUUCAGCCUCUCGAAAGCAGGAGGUGCAGGCUUGGGAUGGGGAAGUCCGUCAGGUGUCUAAACAUGCCUUCAACCUCAAGCAGUUGGACAACCCUGCUCGGAUCCCUCCCUGUGGCUGGAAGUGUUCCAAGUGUGACAUGAGAGAGAACCUGUGGCUCAACCUGACAGACGGCUCCAUCCUCUGUGGCCGACGCUACUUUGAUGGCAGUGGGGGCAACAACCACGCCGUGGAGCACUACAGGGAGACAGGCUACCCCUUGGCUGUUAAGCUGGGCACCAUCACACCCGACGGAGCCGAUGUGUACUCGUAUGACGAGGAUGACAUGGUCCUGGACCCGAGCCUGGCAGAGCACUUGGCUCACUUUGGCAUCGACAUGCUGAAGAUGCAGAAGACGGACAAGACAAUGACUGAGCUGGAGAUAGACAUGAACCAGCGGAUUGGUGAGUGGGAGCUGAUCCAGGAGUCAGGCGUGCCACUCAAGCCUCUGUUUGGGCCUGGUUACACGGGCAUCCGGAACCUGGGUAACAGCUGCUACCUCAACUCCGUGGUCCAGGUGCUCUUCAGCAUCCCUGACUUUCAGAGGAAGUAUGUGGAUAAAUUGGAGAAGAUCUUCCAGAAUGCCCCAGCGGACCCUACCCAAGACUUCAGCACCCAGGUGGCCAAGCUGGGGCAUGGCCUUCUCUCUGGAGACUACUCUAAGCCAGCACUGGAGUCAGGUGAUGGAGAGCAGGUACCAGAACAAAAGGAAGUUCAAGAUGGCAUUGCCCCUCGAAUGUUCAAGGCCCUCAUUGGCAAGGGCCACCCUGAGUUCUCCACUAAUCGGCAGCAGGAUGCCCAGGAAUUCUUCCUACAUCUUAUCAACAUGGUGGAGAGGAAUUGCCGGAGUUCUGAAAAUCCAAAUGAAGUGUUCCGCUUCUUGGUGGAAGAAAAGAUCAAAUGCCUGGCCACAGAGAAGGUUAAGUACACUCAGCGAGUUGACUACAUCAUGCAGUUGCCUGUGCCCAUGGAUGCAGCCCUUAACAAAGAGGAGCUUCUAGAGUACGAAGAAAAGAAGCGGCAAGCCGAAGAGGAGAAAGUACCACUGCCAGAGCUGGUUCGGGCCCAGGUGCCCUUUAGCUCCUGCCUGGAAGCCUAUGGGGCCCCUGAGCAGGUGGAUGACUUCUGGAGUACAGCUCUCCAGGCGAAGUCUGUCGCUGUCAAGACCACACGGUUUGCCUCCUUCCCUGACUACCUGGUCAUCCAGAUCAAGAAGUUCACCUUUGGCUUAGACUGGGUGCCCAAGAAGCUGGAUGUGUCCAUUGAGAUGCCAGAGGAGCUAGAUAUCUCGCAGUUGAGGGGCACAGGGCUACAGCCGGGAGAGGAGGAGCUGCCUGACAUUGCCCCACCCCUGGUCACUCCGGAUGAGCCCAAAGCACCCAUGCUGGAUGAGUCCGUCAUCAUACAGUUGGUGGAAAUGGGCUUCCCUAUGGAUGCCUGCCGGAAAGCCGUGUACUAUACAGGAAACAGUGGGGCCGAAGCAGCCAUGAACUGGGUCAUGUCGCACAUGGAUGAUCCAGAUUUUGCAAAUCCCCUUAUCCUGCCUGGCUCCAGUGGGCCUGGCUCUACAAGUGCAGCGGCUGAUCCCCCGCCAGAGGACUGUGUGACCACCAUUGUUUCCAUGGGCUUCUCAAGGGACCAGGCCCUGAAAGCUCUGCGGGCCACGAACAAUAGCUUAGAGCGGGCUGUCGACUGGAUCUUCAGUCACAUCGAUGACCUAGAUGCAGAGGCUGCUAUGGACAUCUCAGAGGGACGCUCAGCUGCUGACUCCAUCUCUGAGUCUGUGCCAGUGGGACCUAAAGUCCGGGAUGGUCCUGGAAAGUAUCAGCUUUUUGCCUUCAUUAGUCACAUGGGCACGUCUACUAUGUGUGGUCACUAUGUCUGCCAUAUCAAGAAGGAGGGCAGAUGGGUGAUCUACAAUGACCAGAAAGUGUGUGCCUCCGAAAAGCCGCCCAAGGACCUGGGCUACAUCUACUUCUACCAGAGAGUGCUCAGCUAAGAGCCUGCCCUCAACCCCUACCCUUCAGGCAGGGGACAGGCCAUCUGGCAUGAGGGACAGGGGCUGAGGGAUGGACUUCAGCCCCCUGCUCUGUACCCUUUUUCUUUUUGCCCCCAGCAGGAGGAAAGAGCUGGAGGCCAUGGGAGAAGGCCAAACAAAGAGGAGGGGUACUCACUAGACUUUGGGGAUAGAGCAGGGACAGGACAGGAAGGGGCCAACUGCCUGUCCACAGUGGGACCUUGUUGCUUCCUUUCCCUGCCCCUUGAACCCACAGUGCUCUGCUUCUGUGAUGGCCCAGCCCCUGCCAUGGGGAGGGGUCUUACCUGUGUGUGCGUGGAUGUGGCUUUAUGCAUCUUUCCAGGGGAGGGAGCGACUGUGCCUCCCCUCCCCCCUACGUGUUUGCUCCCUUGUCGUGGGGCAAAGGUGGCUACGAGGGAAAUAGGACCCUCCCCCACACCCUUUGCCCUUCUGCCUCAGCCUCCCGUUUUGUCUUAUGGUCCUCUGGAAAAAUGCCAAAAUACAUGAUGGGAAUAAAAGUACCACAGCGGA